AUGUCGGCCUCCGUGCCACCCGAGGAGCCGACCCCGCCCCCUCGUCCUUCGGCGAGGAGGAAACGCGCCGCCUCCCCUGUGGUUGAGGAAGAGGAGGAGGAGGAGUUCAAGGUCGGCGGUGACCUGGAGCUUAGCGAUGAAGGAGAAGGAGAUGACGAGGAGGAUGUGGGUGAGGACGAGUUCCCGGAGCUCGACAGUGGGAGUGAUGGGGAUGUUGAGGAGGACGGAGAGGAGGGAAGCGACGACGAUAGUGACAACGAGGCGAUCGAUGACGAAGACGACGGCUCCGAGAGCGGGUACAACUCGUCGGAUAUCGAGCGCAUGUACGAGGGCGAGGAGGGCGAGUCGCCGGCGACGUCGGUGGCAUCCGACUCGGAGGACGAGGAGACCAAGGCCUUGCCUGCCGACGAGCGGCUGUCCGCCAUGAUCGCGCGCAACACCGUCAAGCCGGACGACUCUGUCGGCGCCGAGGGUCCCCUCUCGCGCGCGAAGGAGAGCACCGGGCGCCUCGUGCCCUCCAAGCUCGUCCCCGGCGGCUACCGGCGCAAGUACCGCGACAUUGAGGCGGGCUACGGGUCCGAGUCCUCGACCGAGGACCACCCGAACACGAUCGGAAACGUGCCAAUGGAGUGGUACGACGACCUGCCGCACAUCGGGUACGAUGUGGAGGGCCGCAAGAUCUUCCGACCGGCCAAGGGCGACGAGCUGGACAAGUUCCUCGCCAACACGACGACGCUCGGCGCAUGGACGAGCGCCGAGGACAAGCUCAUGGGCACCAACGUCGAGCUUACGGACAAGGAGCUUGACAUCAUCCGCCGUCUCCAGAACGCCGAAAACCCCGACGCCGACUACGACCCGUACCAGCCCACUAUCGAGUGGUUCACUGGCGAGGGCAUGGAGCGUACCAUGCCGCUGAGCGCCGCACCGGAGCCGAAGCGCCGCUUCGUCCCGUCGAAGUGGGAGCACGAGAAGGUGAUGAAGAUCGUGCGCGCCAUCCGCGCCGGCCGCAUUGUGCCGGGCAAGCCCGCCGCCGAGAAGCCCAAGGUGUACGGCAUCUGGAGCGAGGCAGACCAGCCGCACGCCGACCAUGCGAUGUACAUGCCUGCGCCGCAGCUGCCACCGCCUCGCACGGCCGAGUCGUACAACCCGCCCGAGGAGUAUCUCCCGACCGAGGAGGAGCGCAAGGAGUGGGAGGAGAUGGACAAGGAGGACCGCAAGACCGACUUCCUGCCGGCCAAGUACGACGCGCUCCGCAAGGUCCCCGGCUACAAAAAUCUCGUGCAGGAGAAGUUCGAGCGCUGCCUCGACCUGUACCUGGCGCCGCGCACGCGCAAGGUCAAGCUCAACAUCGACCCCGAGAGCCUCAUCCCGAAGAUGCCCGCGCCGCGCGAGCUCCGCCCCUUCCCCACCACGGGUUGCGUGCAGUACCGACACCCGGGGAGCACGCGGGUGCGCUGUGUCUCGCUGUCGCCGACUGGCGACUGGCUCGCGAGCGGGAGCGAGGACGGUGUCGUGCGUCUCUGGGAUGUCGGGAACGGUCGCGAGGUUUGGCGCUGGAACCUCAAGGGCGGCCCGGUGCAAGGCGUCGCAUGGAGUCCGAACGCCGACGAGGCGCUCCUCCUCGCCCUCAUCGAGGGUCGUAUUGUUCUUCUCUCACCACUUGCGCUUGUUGCCCCCGCGGUCGCCGCCGCGACGCUUACGCACGCCAACGUCGGCUUCGCGAGCUCGGCGUCCACGACCAAGACGACGGGCAAGACGGGCACCGAGGCCGUCAAGUGGGUGCGCCCGGGUGAGACGCAGCGCGAGCGCGGCGAGCUCGUCUACGUCGAUGUGCCGGGGACCCCGCGCGCAGCCGCAUGGCACCGCAAGGGCGACUACUUUGCCACGGUUGCCGCGGACGCGGCGAAUAAAGCCGUGCUCAUCCACCAGCUGGGCAAGCACGCCUCGCAGUCGCCCUUCCGCAAGACACAAGGCACCGUGCAGCGCGUAGCGUUCCACCCCUCCAAGCCGUGGUUCUUUGCCGCCACGCAGCGCUAUGUCCGCGUGUACGAUCUCGCGGCGCAGAAGCUCGUGCGUACCCUCCAGACAGGUCUCAAGUGGAUCUCGUCGCUCGACAUCCACCCGGGCGGCGACAACCUCAUCGUCGGAAGCUACGACAAGAAACUCGCGUGGUUCGACAUGGAUCUUGGCACCAAGCCUUUCCGCACGCUGCGGUACCAUUCGCGCGCCCUGCGCGCUGUUGUGUACCACCCCACACUGCCACUGUUCGCUAGUGCUAGUGACGACGGUACAAUCCACGUCUUCCACGCAACCGUGUAUGCGGACCUGACAAAGAACCCGCUCAUUGUGCCGCUCAAGAUUCUGCGCGGGCACCGUAUUACCGACGGUCUGGGCGUGCUUGACCUUCAGUGGCACCCUGAGAAGUCUUGGCUGGUUAGCUCGGGCGCGGACGGCGAGUGCAGGUUGUGGUGCUCUUGA
Messenger RNA from Cutaneotrichosporon oleaginosum, 2478 nucleotides. RefSeq lists its product as uncharacterized. Gene Ontology annotation, biological process: ribosome biogenesis; maturation of LSU-rRNA from tricistronic rRNA transcript (SSU-rRNA, 5.8S rRNA, LSU-rRNA). Gene Ontology annotation, molecular function: ribonucleoprotein complex binding; protein binding. NCBI's taxonomy places the organism in Eukaryota, Fungi, Basidiomycota, Tremellomycetes, Trichosporonales, Trichosporonaceae. Gene Ontology annotation, cellular component: preribosome, large subunit precursor; PeBoW complex. The record is from RefSeq and is a predicted model, not a curated record.